AUGUCCGCUCAAAACCCUAUGCGUGAGUUGCGUAUCGAAAAGUUGGUCUUGAACAUCUGUGUCGGUGAGUCCGGUGACAGAUUGACCAGAGCCUCCAAGGUCUUGGAGCAGUUGUCCGGUCAGACCCCAGUCCAGUCUAAGGCUAGAUACACCGUCAGAACUUUCGGUAUCAGAAGAAACGAAAAGAUUUCUGUCCACGUCACCAUCAGAGGUCCAAAGGCCGAGGAGAUCUUGGAGAGAGGUUUGAGAGUCAAGGAGUUCCAGUUGAAGAGAAGAAACUUCUCUGCCACUGGUAACUUCGGUUUCGGUAUUGACGAGCACAUCGACUUGGGUAUCAAGUACGACCCAGGUAUCGGUAUUUACGGUAUGGACUUCUACGUUGUCAUGGGCAGACACGGUGCUAGAGUUGCUAGAAGAAAGAGAUGCAGAGGUAGAGUCGGAAACUCCCACAAGACCAACCAGGAGGAGUCCAUUGCUUGGUUCAAGCAGAAGUACGAUGCUGAGGUUUUGCACAAGUAA
Molecule: messenger RNA, 519 nt
Organism: Sungouiella intermedia
Lineage: Eukaryota; Fungi; Ascomycota; Pichiomycetes; Serinales; Metschnikowiaceae
Source: the annotation of a GenBank genome assembly